AUGGUAAGUCAAUAUUCAAAGUAUAUUUUAUAUAUACUUGUUAUUUUUUAUCUUUUAUUCGAUUUUCAUUUUGUAAGUAGUAGCUGUCAUAGUACAUUAAAUAAAGAUGGAUUUUUACUUCCAAUGUAUUUUUCAAAUAAUAUAAACAUCAAAUUUUUAUUUGAUUACUUUCAAGUAAAAAAUAUAUAUCAAUUUGUUUUUUGUAAUAUUUUAUGUAUAUUAUUGGGAUUUAUAUCUAUAUAUAUAAAGAUGACAAAAAAAGGAUUUGAUAAAAAAAAUAAUAUAGAAUCAGGAGAAAAAAGACAUUUCUUAAAUAUACAUAUUAAUAAAAAUCUUAUAUAUGGCAUAUUAUCUUUUUUAAAUUAUGCAAUUGAUUAUUUAUUAAUGCUUAUUGUUAUGACUUUUAAUACUUACAUUUUUAUAAGUAUUAUGAUUGGGUUGUCAUCAGCAUAUUUCUUAUAUGGGCAUUUAUUGUAA
Plasmodium relictum is the source of this 477-nucleotide messenger RNA. RefSeq names its product copper transporter, putative. The record is from RefSeq and is a predicted model, not a curated record. Bases 1 to 477 code for a protein of 158 amino acids. Lineage: Eukaryota; Apicomplexa; Aconoidasida; Haemosporida; Plasmodiidae. The transcript has a single exon. Gene Ontology annotation, biological process: intracellular copper ion homeostasis; copper ion transmembrane transport. Gene Ontology annotation, cellular component: plasma membrane. Gene Ontology annotation, molecular function: copper ion transmembrane transporter activity.